AUGGGAGAGUGGUGGUGGUGUUUAUUAGUCAUAACGGUGUCUCUAGCCACCGUUCAUGGUGGCAAUGUUACUUACGACAGAACAUCGUUAAUCAUUGAUGGAGAGCAUCAAAUCCUCUUCUCCGGUUCAAUUCACUAUCCUCGUAGUACUCCUCAGAUGUGGCCUGACUUAAUUGCCAAAGCCAAGGAAGGAGGAUUAGAUGUCAUACAAACUUACGUAUUUUGGAAUCUUCAUGAGCCUCAACAAGCCAAAUACGAGUUUAGUGGAAGACUUGAUUUAGUGGGAUUCAUUAAAGAAAUCCAAGCACAAGGUUUAUAUGUCACCCUUCGAAUUGGACCUUACAUUGAGAGUGAAUGUACUUAUGGGGGUCUACCAUUAUGGUUACAUGAUAUUCCAGGAAUUGUAUUUAGAUCUGAUAAUGAUCAAUUCAAGUUUCAAAUGCAAAGAUUCACUACCAAAAUAGUUGACAUGAUGAAAUCAGCCAAUCUUUUUGCUUCACAAGGAGGGCCUAUCAUACUAUCUCAGAUUGAAAAUGAAUAUGGAAACAUCGAAAGUGCGUUUAAAGAGAGUGGACUGACCUAUAUUCGUUGGGCCGCCCAAAUGGCCGUGGGACUUCAAACGGGUGUGCCUUGGGUAAUGUGUAAACAAGACAAUGCUCCUGAUCCAGUGAUCAACGCAUGCAAUGGCAUGCAAUGUGGGACAACAUUUAAGGGACCAAACUCGCCUAACAAGCCUUCACUAUGGACAGAGAAUUGGACUAGUUUUUAUCAAGCCUUUGGUGGAAAACCAUACUUGAGAUCAGCUUCAGACAUUGCAUAUAACGUCGCCUUGUUCAUUGCAAAGAAAGGAAGUUAUGUCAAUUACUACAUGUACCAUGGAGGAACCAAUUUUGAUCGAUUGGCCUCCGCUUUCAUAACAACUGCUUAUUAUGAUGAAGCUCCACUGGACGAAUACGGUUUGGUUAGGCAACCAAAAUGGGGACAUCUUAAAGACCUACAUGCUGCAGUCAAGUCAUGUUCACAACCUCUACUUUAUGGAACUCAAACCACAUUAAGCUUAGGCUCGCAACAACAAGCUUAUAUUUUCAAAAGCUCCACGGAAUGUGCCGCCUUCUUGGAAAAUAGUGGACCUGGGGAUGUCACAAUCCAAUUUCAAAAUACUCCGUAUCAAUUGCCCAGAAAAUCAAUCAGUAUUCUACCAGACUGCAAGAAUGUAGUCUUCAAUACUGGCAAGUUGAGUAUACAGAACAAUGCCAGAGAAAUGAGAACACAAUUAGAGUUCAACUCAGCUGAAAAAUGGAAAGUGUAUACAGAAGUCAUCCCUAAUUUUGACGAUACUUCUUUAAGAGCAAACACGUUAUUAGAUCAAAUCAGCACAGCAAAAGAUACAUCUGACUAUAUGUGGUACACUUUCAGGCUUAAUGACAACUCUCCUAAUGCUCAAUCUGUUCUUAGUAUAUACAGCGAAGGACAUGUUUUGCAUUCUUUCAUCAAUGGAGUUUUAAAAGGUUCUGCACAUGGAAAUCACGAAAAUUUGAAUGUUGCAAUGGAGGAAAGUGUCAAUCUGAUAAACGGGAUAAACAACAUUUCCAUUCUCAGUGCAACAGUUGGAUUGCCGAACUCAGGAGCAUUUCUGGAGCGAAGAGUUGCUGGUUUGCGUAAAGUGAAUGUUCAAGGAAGAGAUUUAACUAGUUACGCUUGGGGAUAUCAGGUUGGGUUAUUAGGAGAAAAAUUGCAAAUCUUUACAGUCAAUGGAUUAAGUAAAGUUCAGUGGGAAGACUUUCAAAGCUCUACUAAACCACUUACAUGGUAUCAGACCACAUUUGAUGCACCUGCGGGCAAUGAUCCUGUUGCGCUUAACCUUGGUUCCAUGGGAAAGGGACUCACUUGGGUUAAUGGUCAAGGUAUUGGUCGUUACUGGGUAUCUUUUCACACAUCAAACGGUACUCCUUCACAACAAUGGUACCACAUACCCCGUUCCUUCCUCAAAUCUACUGGGAACCUACUUGUUAUACUAGAAGAAGAAACUGGGAACCCCUUAGGAAUCGCUAUAGAUACCGUAUACAACACAAAUUGA
This is a messenger RNA of Vicia faba (fava bean), 2076 nucleotides long. Lineage: Eukaryota; Viridiplantae; Streptophyta; Magnoliopsida; Fabales; Fabaceae. The record is from the annotation of a GenBank genome assembly.